AUGAAAAUUUCAAACGUUGAAGAACGACGAACUAGUCAAUCAUCAAGUGAAGAAAGAACUAAACUCGAUUAUAUCAAAAUGCAUAACAAGAGCAAAAUAAAUGAACGUUCUGUUCAUGGUGUUGUUGCAUCAUUAAUAAAAGCGGCUGAAGAAACACGAUUAAAAACAACUAUCAAUGAAUCAAUUUCAUUGAAAAAUGGUGACAAUGGUAACAAUAAUGAUAAUGGUGAAUCGACUCAAUCUAAUGUUAUUCGACAAGAAUGUGGUACACAAACAAGUCCAACAACAUUAUCACGAUCAAGCUCGAAUAAUUGUAAUAUUGACGAAAGUAUAGCAAUGCUUUUGCAAUAUGCCGAAAAUUUAAAUAAUAACAAUAACGAUAAUGAUCUUUGUAAUUUACAACAUAAUCAUAAUCAACAGGACAAAAAAGUAAAAAUAUCAUAUGCAUGA
Molecule: messenger RNA, 450 nt
Organism: Dracunculus medinensis (Guinea worm)
Lineage: Eukaryota; Metazoa; Nematoda; Chromadorea; Rhabditida; Dracunculidae
Source: the annotation of a GenBank genome assembly